Molecule: messenger RNA, 1093 nt
Organism: Halichondria panicea
Lineage: Eukaryota; Metazoa; Porifera; Demospongiae; Suberitida; Halichondriidae
Product: deoxycytidine kinase 2-like
Exons: 8
Coding region: 68-898 (276 amino acids)
Biological process (GO): nucleobase-containing compound metabolic process
Cellular component (GO): cytoplasm
Molecular function (GO): ATP binding; deoxynucleoside kinase activity
Source: RefSeq, a predicted model, not a curated record
UGUGGGCAUUCAACUUUGACCUUAGACUACCCACGUGGCUUUCAUUUAAACAGUACAGAAUUGAGCAAUGGCUGAGCUAGCUGCUCCCCUAGCCAAGAGGCUGUGUACAGCUGCCACAGCUGGAUCUGUGAAAAGGAUAGCCAUUGAAGGAAACAUAGCUGCAGGUAAGUCCACCUUCCUGCGAUUGCUGGAGGAGCUGAACCCAACAUACAGAGUGAUCUCUGAGCCGCUCACAAAAUGGCUGAAAGUGCCUGCAGAAGGAGAGGACGUGACAGAGUCACAGCAGAAUGGUGGGAAUCUGUUAGACAUGUUUUACAAAGAACCCAACCGCUGGGCCUACACAUUUCAGACCUAUGCUUGUGUGAGUCGGCUUCGAAGCCAGCUGCGGCCAGUUGCCCCGGAGGUGCUCAAGUCAAGAAACCCUGUGGUCUUCUAUGAGAGAUCUGUGUACAGUGACAGGUUCAUCUUUGCCCAGAACUGUCACUUAAGUGGGCUAAUGAGUGACAUGGAAUGGAACUUGUACUGUGACUGGCACUCGUUCCUCACCUCCUCCCUACCCGUGCAGCUGGACGGAAUCAUCUACCUGCGAACAGACCCAAAGAAGAUUUGCUAUGGGCGUCUCCAGAAGCGAGGGCGACCAGAGGAAGACACAGUCUCUCAAACCUACCUCGAGACCUUACACGAGCGACAUGAAGACUGGCUCAUCCACAAGAGCAUCAAGUCCCCCUCCCAUUUGUCUGGUGUGCCUGUGCUGUCACUAAACUGUGACUCAGAGUUUGAGCAGAACAAGUCCAGAAUGGAGGAUAUGAUGAAAUCGGUGGCAGAGUUUGUGGAAGAUGGGUUAAUGGAGUCAACAGUUGGGGAGAGUUCACCUGCUAAAAUUGCUACCACAAACUGAACUGACAUAAUUAUUAUAAUUAUGCAUGCACGUUUUUCAUGUACCCUUCAAUCUGAUGCAACUAUACUAGUGUACCAUAAUCAAUCGACCUAUAGCUUAAUUUGUUUACCCAUAUCCUGUACGUGUGUGCAUCUAUUAUUAUACAUGUACACAUUUUUUGUAUGAUGCCAUGUUUCAUGACAAUUUUAACUUGAG